AUGCGUGUGUCGGGGCGACUUGCGGCGGUCUAUCAGUUCGUCGUUGCACGGUCUUCCUUGGAACCGUGGUUGUGGAGCGGAGCAUCUGUGAUAAAAUGGAAACUUAUGACGUUAUAGUUAAUCAACCAGUAGUCAUAGACAACGGUUCUGGGGUCAUAAAAGCAGGUUUUGCUGGAGACCAAGUACCGAAAUGCCACUUUCCAAAUUUCAUUGGACGACCAAAGCACAAGCGGGUAAUGGCAGGUGCCUUGGAGGGAGACAUCUUUGUGGGGCCAAAAGCAGAGGAACACAGAGGCCUGCUGAGCAUCCGCUACCCGAUGGAACACGGCAUUGUCACAGAUUGGAAUGACAUGGAGCGGAUAUGGCAGUACAUCUAUUCCAAAGAGCAGCUUCAAACCUUUGCGGAAGAGCACCCCGUCCUGCUCACCGAGGCUCCCAUCAACCCGCUGCGGAACCGGGAGCGGUCUGCUGAAAUUUUUUUCGAGACCUUUAAUGUGCCCGCUUUGUUUGUGUCCAUGCAAGCCGUCCUCAGUCUGUAUGCCACGGGCCGGACGACGGGCGUGGUACUGGACUCCGGGGAUGGCGUGACGCACGCAGUGCCCAUCUACGAGGGCUUUGCCAUCCCGCACAGCAUCAUGCGGGUGGAUGUGGCGGGCCGGGACGUGACGUCGUAUCUGCGGCACCUGCUGCGCAAGGAGGGCACCAACUUCCACACGACGGCAGAGUUUGAGAUUGUCAAGACGGUGAAGGAGAAGGCCUGCUACCUGGCCAACAACCCGCAGCGCGAGGAGACCAUGGACACGGAGAAGGCGCACUACACCCUUCCGGACGGCACCACCCUCGAGAUUGGGCCCGCCCGCUUCCGGGCCCCCGAGGUGCUCUUCCGGCCGGACCUGAUUGGCGAGGAGUUCGAGGGGCUGCACCAGGUGCUAGUGUUUGCCAUCCACAAGUGCGACAUGGACCUGCGCAGGGUUCUCUAUCAGAACAUUGUGCUGUCCGGAGGCUCGACGCUCUUCAAAGGUUUUGGCGACCGCCUUCUCUGCGAGGUCAAGAAGAUAGGACCUAAAGGGAUCAAGAUCAGGAUAUCGGCUCCGCAAGAGCGGCUCUACUCGACCUGGAUCGGCGGCUCCAUCCUCGCAUCGCUAGACACGUUCAAGCGCAUGUGGGUUUCCAAGCGAGAGUAUGAAGAGGAGGGCAUGCGAGCGCUGCACCGUAAAACCUUCUGAGGGACACUGCCACCCUUCACAGCGCUUAACUCGCACGGGACAUGUCCCGAGAGACUUCCUUUUUAUAAACAGUUUUUACUUGUUUGCUUUUACUAGCCUAUAGGUCUUCGUUCCGUAUUUAUUUCGUUGGCAUUUUUCACGAUUUGAAAGUGCCUCACAUUGAAGGCAGGUUUGGCAAAAUUGGCGAAGGGUGCAUGGGGGGGGCUCUUGCUUUAGCAUCGGGGGGCCAUUCCUUUUUUUUGGUGAACCAAUGGGUGCACUGUUGCUGCCUCAAGGCCCACCGGACAUCGAGCAGCCGACGGGAACACUGGGCUUUGCCGCAGCCGUGUGGCUAGCCUUCUCUGGGCACAUUCCAAGCAGCUCUCCGUCACAAAAUGUCCAACCUUUUGACAAUGGCAGCGCGAGUGUUCGGUGUGCUGGAAGUCUUUUUUACCGUGGUGGUUAUUUGUUUGGUAUUGAUGUCGCUGGCCCAUAAUCGGGUGGAGCCUCCUCUGUGGGCGGUGCUUGGGGAAGACUCUCAAUGGAGUGGUGGUGCUUCGAAGGAACGGCAGUCGAUGGUGAGUGGGAAACUCACUUUGGCCGCCGGCAUGCUGCAAGCCAUUGGCGGUUCGCAUGAGGCUUGAUACAAGCUCGGGCCUGAGAUUCUAUUAGUUUCCCCAAACGAAGCAAAAGGUGACAGCGUAAAGCGUGGUCUGUUUGGCACUUGCUGACCGUUUUCUGUUUAGAAGCCUAGCUAAUAGAAGUGGUCGGCAAAGCUAGGCUACCAAGCAAACCGCAUGCUCGGGGAAAGUUCAAUAUAAUCUCGGGGCCCGAGCAUGCACAAAGCUUCGUCGGAACUGCCAAGGGCUCGCAACAUGCGGCUAAAGCGACCGUUUCCCACUCAGUGUCGUCCGUCGCUUCCUCGGCGCAUCACCGCUCCGCUGAGAGCCCACGGCGGAGACUGCACCCUAUUACAGGCCAGCAACAUAAAUACCAUUUGUUUGACAGAAUGCAGCUUGGCAUGCACUGAUGUGGUUCUAUUUGUGUGGCAUGAGAUUAGGUUUUGGAUGAGAUGUGCUCUACUAUGAUGGAACUUUGUUGAUACAUUCCCAGUUUUUACAAUUUCCUGGCUUUUACAUUCAGACGUGCCAGUCCUACCGAGCUCCACUAGGAACACUUGUAUUAAUUUCCUGCUUAGUGCGUUUGCUUUGCCGGUUCAUACGUCCAAAAAGCCACCGACAUAGCACCAAAGAUACCGAUCGAUUUACACAACGGACCAAUCCAAGGACAAAUUGAUCAUGCAACGACACGUCCACGGAUCGUCCGCCUCCGAAGUGCAUUCACACGGGAGGAGACAAGCAGACGACAGCAAGGAUCGAUCAAACCAUUUCACGACCACACAGUGCUGCAAGACGCCAAUAGCAUACAGUGGCACUACCAUCUAAGUGCGAAUGCAGCGUGUCGCUACGGCUGCGGUGCUAUCGCAUUAUAACGAAAAAAAGCUUGCGUGCUGCUGUUACGAACAGAGCGAGACAGAACACCGCGAGAGGCUUGGCACAAAGUGCCAAGCUUUACUUUACUAGCUUCACUAACUGAAGGCAUAACGCAAUUAUGGUCCUGUUCAAGGGGGCUCGGUGUAAAAGCGACGGAGUCCUUUACUUGCGAAGGGGUGUUUCCCAGUGUCCUCAUCCCAGCACACUCGUGCAGAACACUUCAGUACACCACAGGCACAAAAAGGUCUUGCCCAACCUUGUUGGUGGGACGAUGAAAUGUCUGAGAACCCCUCGUCCUGUCUUUGUCUUGCCGGAUGAAAAGCUGAAUGAAUGUGAAGGAAAUAUUGUGGCGUGCUAGAUGGAAUUUUGAUGGAAGCUUCUUGACACAGACCCAAAGGAGUAUCGGAACCUGCAGUGCAUCAGUCGGGAAUGGUUAGUGUAGCUUCCUUCACACAUGGAACCGAGAAUUGCGCCACAAAACAAACCAGCCAGCGCGCAAAGCAAUUCACCAAUUUUGUAUUUUGCAUGGAAAAAAAAAAAAGAAAAAUGUUGGAAUGAAUUUUUGGCGGGGGAUUGACUUAAAAAAUGUCUAACAUUUUUUUUUCACGAGCAAUACGAACAUGGUGCACCAUUGCGAUUUUUUCCCGUAAGCUGGUCCGUUUUUCCUCAAUUCCAAAUGUGAAGGAAGUAGCAGAAACUGUUCUCAGCUGACACGCUGCAGGUUCCAAUACUCCUCCGGGCCCUUCUCAAGAAGCUUCUGUCAAAACUCGUCCAACACGCCGCUAUCUUUUCUGCACGCUCAGUACAGCCUUUCAUCCAGCAAGGCCUUUUUGUUUUGCGUGGAGACGGAGACAUUGGCAAACGCCCUUCCGAAAGUCCAGAACUCAGUUGUUCGCCUGCAAAUCAGUCGCUCAAAACACCAGGUGGAAAUUGAGCUUUUUCUCAGACUAAUGUUUACAAAUAUUUUCUGAGCCAAUUUGAGUUUGCACCUACGAAUGUUUGCGCAAAAUGAAUUGUUUCUUAACGGUUGCUCUUUGUCUUGUCUCUAGCACCCCUCGAAGGGCAUUCUUGCUCCUUACAUUUUCCCGGAUCAUGCAUUUUUUUUACCCAUUCCCCUGAAAAAUGUAUCAACAAGGUUCCAUUGUACUUGCAGUUGGAGGGGAAGUUUUGUUUCAGCUUUUCUGGUCGAUUGUUGUAUAAUACACAAAAGAGGGCAUUGAUCAAGGCCAUCUCAAAUAAACUGCCUGUAAAGCCUUGCA
Messenger RNA from Ixodes scapularis (black-legged tick), 3957 nucleotides. It is a transcript of the gene Arp1, whose product is annotated as beta-centractin. NCBI's taxonomy places the organism in Eukaryota, Metazoa, Arthropoda, Arachnida, Ixodida, Ixodidae. The record is from RefSeq and is a predicted model, not a curated record. Bases 96 to 1226 code for a protein of 376 amino acids. The transcript is spliced from 8 exons.